AUGUUCGCACGAAACAUCGCAAAGGUCCGCGGCUCGCUGAUCCGCGACAUCCUCGGCCGCGCCUGGGCUUUAGAAGCGGAGGGCAAACAGGUCAUCCACCUCGGCGUCGGGCAGCCGAAUUUUGCUGCACCGGAGGCCGCCGUCGCCGCGUCGCAGGACGCCGUCGCGCGCCACGGCAUGCAGUCCUACAUCGCCAACGCGGGGCUCGACGGCUUGCGCGACGCCGUCGCCACGGAAAUCUACGGCCGCCGGUCGCCCGCCGCGCGCAUCGCGGCGAAGGACGUCGUCGUCACGUCGGGCAGCAUGCUCGCGUUCUACGCAUGUUUCGCGGCGUGUCUCGAGCCCGGCGACGAGGUCCUCUUGCCAUCCCCGGGCUACGAGAACUAUACCAUGGCCGCUCAUGUCCUCGGCGCCACCGUCGUCCACUACCCGCUGGGACGCGCGAGCGAGGCCUGGUCCGCGCCGUCGCGCGAGGCGCUCGAGGCGUUGGCGACCCCUCGGACGAAGCUCGUCGUCGUCAACAGCCCGUCGAACCCGACGGGCAGCGUCUUCUCGCGCGAGGAGCUCCAGCGCUUCGUCGACUUCGUCGGCGACCGACCGGGCGCGGCGCUCCUCUCGGACGAGAUCUACGGCGGCGUCUGCUUCUCGAACGGCGGCGGCAGCGCGCCGUCCGUCUUCGACUGCGACCUCGGCGCCGCCGAGGGCCGCGUCGUCGCCUGCGCGGGGGUCUCGAAGGAGUUCGCCAUGACGGGCUUUCGCGUGGGCUGGCUCGCGUCCAAGGGGCCGGCCCUCGUCGCCGCCGCGGAGAAGCUCAUGGAGCCCCUCGUGUCCUGCGGCGUGCCCUUCGCCCAGGCCGGCGCCGAGGCGGCGCUCCGGAGCUCCGACGCGCGCGCCUACGCGGCGUCGAUGCGCGACGCGUACCGCGCGCGCCGCGACGUCGCGCUCGGCGUGCUCGGCGCCCGCGGCCGCCUCGAGUACGAGCCGGCCGGCGCGUUCUAUCUGCUCGUGGACGUGGGCCGCGACUCCGUCGCCUUCGCCCGGGAGUUGCUCGCGGACCGGGGCGUCGCCGUCGCGCCCGGCGCGGCCUUUGGAGCGCCGACGGCCCACCACGUCCGCGUGAGCCUCUGCGCGAGCGAGGGCGACGUCCGCGAGGGCCUCGAGCGGCUCUGCGCGUACGUAGACUCCACCGUGUAA
Aureococcus anophagefferens is the source of this 1194-nucleotide messenger RNA. RefSeq lists its product as hypothetical. Bases 1 to 1194 code for a protein of 397 amino acids. The transcript has a single exon. Gene Ontology annotation, molecular function: catalytic activity; pyridoxal phosphate binding. NCBI's taxonomy places the organism in Eukaryota, Pelagophyceae, Pelagomonadales, Pelagomonadaceae. The record is from RefSeq and is a predicted model, not a curated record. Gene Ontology annotation, biological process: biosynthetic process.